CGGCCAUGCCCAUAUUUAGAAACCACGGCUGUGCUUAGGAAGCAGGUGUUAGCUGAGCCGAUGACCCGGAUGUGCAUCUGCUGUACGGUCCGAUAUCCCGGAAGCACUCGGCUUUUGGCUUUCUUUCCACAGCCAUCUUGGAUCUAAACUCCACACAAAAUGCCCGGUGAAGCCACAGAAACUGUCCCAGCUGCAGAGCAAGAACUGCACCAGCCCCAGGUUGAGAGUGCUCCGUCUCCCUCUGCACCUGCAGAAGGGGCAGUGGUAGCUGAGGCGAAAACUGCCACCCCGAAUGCCAAGGUGGCAAGUGAGGCUUCUCAGACAGAUGCGGCAAAGGCUGAAGCCGCUGGGGAUUCAUCGGACUCCAAACAAGGAGUCAUAAAAAAGAGAUCUUCAGAGCCUGCUAAACCUGGAAAGGUAAAAGCAAAAGCUUCAGAGACUAGCCCCAAGUCGGUAGCAGCAAAAGGAAAAUCUUCAGUGCAUAGGCCCAAAUCUGGAGAGGGAAAAGUGUCCAGAACCAAGUCGGAAGAGAUGAUAGCUGCCGAGCCCAGCCCCAAGCCCGCAGAGGCCAAGGCUUCCGAGCCCAGCCCCAAGCCCGCAGAGGCCAAGGCUUCCGAGCCCAGCCCCACGCCCGCAGAGGCCAAGGCUUCCGAGCCCAGCCCCACGCCUGCAGCGGCCAAGGCCUCCGAGCCCAGCCCCAAGCACUCAGUGGCCAAAGCAUCCGAGCCCAGCCCCAAGCCCGCAGUGGCCAAGGCCUCCGAGCCCAGCCCCAAGCCCGCAGUGGCCAAGGCCUCCGAGCCCAGCCCCAAGCCCGCAGCGGCCAAGGCCUCAGAGCCCAGCCCCAAGCCCACUAAGGCCAAGGCCUCCGAGCCCAGCCCCAAGCCCGCAGAGGCCUCCGAGCCCAGCCCCAAGCCCGCAGAGGCCUCCGAGCCCAGCCCCAAGCCCGCAGAGGCCUCCGAGCCCAGCCCCAAGCCCGCAGAGGCCUCCGAGCCCAGCCCCAAGCCCGCAGAGGCCUCCGAGCCCAGCCCCAAGCCCGCAGAGGCCUCCGAGCCCAGCCCCAAGCCCGCAGAGGCCUCCGAGCCCAGCCCCAAGCCCGCAGAGGCCUCCGAGCCCAGCCCCAAGCCCUCAGAGCCCAGCCCCAAGCCCGCAGAGGCCAAGGCCUCCGAACCCAGCCCCAAGCCCGCACAGGCCAAGGCCUCCAAGCCCGCAGCGGCCAAGGCCUCCGAGCCCGGCCCCAAGCCCGCAGAGGCCAAGGCCUCCGAGCCAGGCCCCAAGCCCGCAGAGGCCAAGGCCUCCGAGCCCGGCCCCAAGCCCGCAGCGGCCAAGGCCUCCGAGCCCAAGCCCGCAGCGGCCAAGGCCUCCGAGCCCGGCCCCAAGCCCGCAGCGGCCAAGGCCUCCGAGCCCGGCCCCAAGCCCGCAGAGGCCAAGGCCUCCGAGCCCGGCCCCAAGCCCGCAGAGGCCAAGGCCUCCGAGCCCAGCCCCAAGCCCGCAGCGGCCAAGGCCUCCGAGCCCAGCCCCAAGCCCUCAGAGCCCAGCCCCAGGCCCGCAGAGGCCUCAGAGCCCAGCCCCAAGCCCGCAGAGGCCAAGGCCUCCGAACCCAGCCCCAAGCCCGCACAGGCCAAGGCCUCCAAGCCCGCAGCGGCCAAGGCCUCUGAGCCCGGCCCCAAGCCCGCAGAGGCCAAGGCCUCUGAGCCCGGCCCCAAGCCCGCAGAGGCCAAGGCCUCUGAGCCCGGCCCCAAGCCCGCAGCGGCCAAGGCCUCCGAGCCCAAGCCCGCAGCGGCCAAGGCCUCCGAGCCCGGCCCCAAGCCCGCAGAGGCCAAGGCCUCCGAGCCCGGCCCCAAGCCCGCAGAGGCCAAGGCCUCCGAGCCCAGCCCCAAGCCCGCAGCGGCCAAGGCCUCCGAGCCCAGCCCCAAGCCCUCAGAGCCCAGCCCCAAGCCCGCAGAGGCCUCAGAGCCCAGCCCCAAGCCCGCAGAGGCCAAGGCCUCCGAACCCAGCCCCAAGCCCGCACAGGCCAAGGCCUCCAAGCCCGCAGCGGCCAAGGCCUCUGAGCCCGGCCCCAAGCCCGCAGAGGCCAAGGCCUCUGAGCCCGGCCCCAAGCCCGCAGAGGCCAAGGCCUCCGAGACCAGCCCCAAGCCCGUAGAGGCCAAGGCCUCUGAGCCCAGCCCCAAGCCUGCAGAAGUAAAAGUGAAAUCUUCAAAGACUGUCUCCAAACGUGGAGAAAAGAAAGAGAAAACUGCAGAGCCUAGCCCCAAACCAAGCACUGCUCCAUCUACAACUGACAGAACUUCCCAAGGAGCAGCUCCAGACUCCAUUUCAUCUGAUACUGUAGCAGCACAUAGUCUUCCUGUUGCUGAUGUUCAGAGCCCAGCAAAUAAAACAGAGGGUAUCUCCCCUCAGCCUGCUGCUGAGCUAGGUGUCCAAAGCCCUGCAAAAGUGCUAACUCCUUCCCCACCUUUACCAACUCCAGAGCCUGUUUCUUCUGCUCAGACUGAUUCUGUUUCCUCACCCCUUGUCCCCAAAACAUCUGCCCCAUUGCCUCUUACUGUGGAAGAGGAGGAACUGCCCCCUUUGAUUCCCCCAGAAGCUCCAGCUCAAGAACCCGACUUUCACCCUGUCAUGGUGGAUUUUGGGUCUCCUAAAGUGGUGCCAAGCCCACCAGUCAAGGAGGCUGUGUUGAAGAAUGAUAAGGGGUCUGGAACAGAGUCCGACAGUGAUGACUCUCCCCCUGAGCUGGAACAGGACACACAAACCACCACACAACAGGCACAGCUUGCAGCCGCUGCAGAAAUAGAUGAAGAGCCAGUAAGCAAAGCUAAACAGAGCAGGAGUGAAAAGAAAGCAAGAAAGGCUAUGUCUAAGUUGGGGCUUCGGCAGGUCACUGGAGUCACAAGAGUCACUAUCAGAAAAUCCAAAAACAUUCUUUUUGUCAUCACAAAACCCGAUGUAUACAAGAGCCCGGCAUCUGACACUUACAUUGUCUUUGGAGAAGCUAAGAUUGAAGAUCUUUCCCAACAAGCCCAGUUAGCAGCCGCUGAAAAGUUCAAGGUACAAGGAGAGACAGUCUCAAAUAUCCAAGAAAAUACACAGACUCCCACAGUACAGGAGGAGAGCGAAGAAGAAGAGGUUGACGAGGCCGGUGUAGAAGUGAAGGACAUUGAGCUGGUUAUGUCACAGGCGAAUGUGUCCAGAGCGAAGGCUGUUCGUGCACUUAAGAAUAACAGUAACGACAUAGUAAAUGCAAUUAUGGAGUUGACGAUGUGAGUGACCAGAAAAUCUCCAUUGGUCGGUGCAGCUGAAAUUGAGAUUUAUACUAUUUCUAAUUAAUAAAGUUGUGGCUUAUUGUUGGUGA
Xenopus laevis (African clawed frog) is the source of this 3349-nucleotide messenger RNA. RefSeq names its product nascent polypeptide associated complex subunit alpha S homeolog (gene naca.S). The transcript is spliced from 12 exons. The record is from RefSeq and is a predicted model, not a curated record. NCBI's taxonomy places the organism in Eukaryota, Metazoa, Chordata, Amphibia, Anura, Pipidae. The coding region runs from base 160 to 3261 and encodes 1033 amino acids. Gene Ontology annotation, cellular component: nascent polypeptide-associated complex.